Messenger RNA from Terrapene triunguis (Three-toed box turtle), 829 nucleotides. It is a transcript of the gene CYGB, whose product is annotated as cytoglobin. The transcript has 3 exons. The coding region runs from base 290 to 829 and encodes 179 amino acids. NCBI's taxonomy places the organism in Eukaryota, Metazoa, Chordata, Testudines, Emydidae. The record is from RefSeq and is a predicted model, not a curated record. Gene Ontology annotation, biological process: oxygen transport. Gene Ontology annotation, molecular function: heme binding; iron ion binding; oxygen binding.
CUGAGCUGAUGCAAACUACAGCAAUGGACAGCACUAGAAGAUUUGAAAUCUAAUCACAUGCAUUAUACCUCUUGGAUAUAUUUUUAAUCACACACACACACACACACACAUACACAUAUAGACACACUUCUACAUACAUAUAUAUAUAUAGACACAGAUAUAGACAGAGACAAUAUCAUCCACACCACCUCCAAACAAACACCUUUUUCUUUUCUCAGAGGAUACACAUACACACACAUCUCUCUUUAUCUCCUCCUGGCUUCCUGGAGGAUUGUGCCGGCUGUUUUUCAUGGAGAAAGUCCAGGGAGAAAUGGAGAUUGAGAGAUGGGAAAGGAGCGAAGAGCUGUCAGAUGCCGAGAAAAAGGUGAUUCAAGAGACCUGGAGCAGAGUGUACACGAACUGCGAGGAUGUUGGGGUCUCCAUACUGAUCAGGUUUUUUGUCAAAUUCCCGUCUGCCAAGCAGUACUUCAGUCAAUUCAAGCACAUGGAGGACCCCCUGGAGAUGGAGAGGACCCCACAGCUGCGCAAGCAUGCCCGGCGGGUCAUGGGCGCUGUUAACACCGUAGUGGAGAACAUCAACGACUCCGAAAAGGUCUCAUCUGUUCUGGCCCUGGUGGGCAAGGCCCAUGCCCUCAAGCACAAAGUGGAGCCUGUCUACUUCAAGUUCUUCACCGGCGUCAUGCUGGAGGUCAUCGCCGAAGAAUAUGCCAACGACUUCACCCCAGAGGUGCAGAGAGCCUGGACCAAGGUGAAGAGCCUCAUCUACACCCACGUGACUGCCGCGUACAAGGAGGUGGGCUGGGUGCAGUAUCCAAACUCCACCAUGUGA